Molecule: messenger RNA, 3420 nt
Organism: Theileria annulata
Lineage: Eukaryota; Apicomplexa; Aconoidasida; Piroplasmida; Theileriidae
Exons: 1
Coding region: 1-3420 (1139 amino acids)
Biological process (GO): RNA processing
Molecular function (GO): protein binding; RNA binding
Source: RefSeq, a predicted model, not a curated record
AUGCAUAACCCUCACGAUAGAGAGGAAAAUAAUAACAGCUUUUCUCAAGGGGAAAGUCUUGAUACUAUAAGGGCCAAAAUAGACCAGGAUCCUUGGAAUCAGGAUCUGUACACCCAGGCUAUAAAAUUUUCCUUUACACAAAACGAUUUUGACUCAGUUGACUAUUUCAGAAGACAGUUUACGAAGUAUUGUAUAGCAGAUGACACCUUUUGGCUCUCGUAUCUCGAGGAAAAGAAGGUCUCUACCCCUAAAUCUGAGAUUAUUAAGUUGUAUGAAUAUGCUGUAAAAAAUGAACCAUCAGUUUACAUUUGGCUCUCAUAUUUAAGGUUCAUCUCGGAAAAUAGUAACACAUUGUCUGAUUUCAACCAUUUGCGUGCUCUUUUUGAGUCAAGCUUGGAGGUUUUGGGCCUUCACGCCCUUGACGGUCCUCAGCUGUGGUCCGAGUACCGCCAUUUCGAGCAGAAAUUAAUGUCAAAAUUGCCUAGAGAUGAGCAUGGAAGUCAGAUUGAGAGGAUAAGAACCCUUUUUUACAGGCAAUUGGAGCUCCCUUUGGCCGGUUUACCAGACUUGCUUGAUGAGUAUUUGGUAUGGGAGAAUGAGUUGCCCUCUGAGUAUAUAAAGCCAACUACAGAGGGCGAGGCUGCUCACAAAAGGGGCUUUGAUGCCUGGGAGCAACGCAAGUGCUUUGAGCUGAAGAUCCAGUCAGACUUUCACGAGAUGAUGAGUCGAGAUAAUAUGAACUCUUUAUGGAACGAGUACAUUGAUUUCGAGCUUAAAUGUGGUGACAUGCCUAGGAUUAUGAUAACUUAUCACCGCGCCUUGGACGAUUUGGGGUUCGAGCGUGACGAUUUAUGGAUAAACUACGCAAAUUAUGCCCUUCAAACCAGUUACCAAAAGUCGCUGUACAUCAGCGAGCGUGCCUGCAGACACAUGCCUAGAUCCCUUAACAUUUGGAUUAACUAUUUUCUUUUAGUUUCGUCUAAGUCUGAGAAUGUGCAAGACAUCCUUGAACUUUUGGAUAAGUCAAAGACUGCAGUUCAAGACGUGAACCACAGGAUAAGUCUUCACAUUACCGCCGCAGACUGUGUGAGGAGAAUUGACCUAAAAGAUGUUAAGAACUGUAGGUACAUUCUAUACAAGUGCUGGUCCGACCUUGAUCCUGCGUUCAGAUCACGGGCUGUUUAUAGGCUUUUAAGUUAUUGGAGCAAGUAUGAACUUAAACUUUUGUCCUUUAACGUACCUUCUGAGUAUGAGCAAGCGGUUGGAAAACUGCUUGAAAGGUUUAAAAAUGAUUCAUUUUGCUGGCUAUAUUUGAUUGACACUGUUAAGGGCUUGAAGCCUGAGAACCCGAACAUGCCUAACAUUGUUGCCACAAUUUAUAAGAGUUUCUGCUCACUUGUGAACUUCAGGUCAGACUUUGAACCGAAUUCACUUCACACCCUUGUGAUUUGGCUUUACGAGCUUGCAGUCUCAGUGGUAAAUGUGGGUGACGUUGCUGAGGAGUAUAUUGACUACGUCCAGACCUCAGGAGUUGUAGAGGACAUUAAACGCGCGCACAAGGUUGUUGCCAUUCAGAGCACUCCAAACUUGAGGCCAGAAUCCUUGAGUCUCAGUCACAUUUUGAAGCGGGACAGACGCAGACGUAAGGUUGAGACGUUUUCAGAAACUUCAUCCGACAGUGGAAGCUUUUCAAGCAUUAUUAGAAGACAAUAUAGUUUCCCGCCUGGAAUAAGGUCACCAACAAUAUCCAUGAAGGAUGCCGAAUAUCUUCCGAAAUCCCCUAAAUUAGGCUUCAGAGAGUUUGAGCUAAAGUCGCCCAAACUAUAUGCUAAAGACUUUGAGCACAGGUCUAAUAACCUCACCUUAAAGGACGUUGAGAUUUUAACUAGGGCUACUUGGUACGGUUCUGAAAGUGCAGACCCUUCAAUCGCGCCUGCAGUUCCACCUACGGCUCCAAUGCCCCCACCGUCCUCACCAGUACUAUCCAGGAUCACUUCCAGACUUUCAAAUUCUGGUUCCUGUAGUCCUGAACUCACUCCAGAACUUCGCUCCUCAAAGGAACCAAUUCAUCCUCCACCCCUAUUCUUAACCUCCGAAUCCACCUUUAACAAGCCUGAUUCCGGACCCACCCAUCCAGGGGUUGAUGUACCUUCUAAAUUUCCUGAUCCAAUUUCAAACUUAGAAUAUAAGGUUAAUUUCUCAACCGCAGACUCCGAGUCACUAGGAGAUCGUGUCAGCAGUGAUGCUGACAGUCAAACUGACAGACAAAACUCGCCUAUUACAACCUAUUCAAAGGACCCUCCUUCAAUUCAAACUUCAAAUACCAUGUUCUGUUCUACAAGUGAUUUACCACCGCCUUCAGAUUUUAAUUUAUCGGGUGGACAUUAUCUUUUGAGUAAGAAAAAUUGUAUUAUAAACUGGUUAAAGGGGGAUUCUGAGAAUUCAACAGCUUUUAUUUCUGGCUUUUCCCCAGAUCAACUCCCCCAACUCACUAAGUUCUUCUCCAGUCAACCUGGAUUUGUGGAACUUAGGCCCACAAAGAAUAACCGCACUUGUUACGUGGAGUUUUCAACAAACUCUGAAGCUUUAUCUGCUAUCGAUUCCUGUAAAAAUAAGUUCACAAGUCUCUCAGCUCAACUCUCAAAACCCACAAAACCUCUUUUCGAGGACAAGGUCGUCUUUGUAAGGAUGCUUAAUACCAAGUAUAAUUUAACCAAGCUGAAGCUUGUUUUGACUGAUUUCUUCAACAUCAACGGCUUCAAGGUCAAAGAAGUCCGGACCUCUCAUCCCACCCAUGGUGAGAACGUUGAUGACUUGGAUAAGUUGGGAUUUUAUGUCGAGUUUGGGUUUGAGAAUGCUUCUAAGCGUGUGAUUUACAAGUUUAUAAACGAAUACGGUUGGCCCAUUAACGUCAACCACGACCAGCUGGAGUUUCUAAUUUUACCUUCAACUCCUAUGAUUAAUAAGUCCGGUUCCAAUUUUCCAGAACCUAGGGAUGAUUCUGCUAACUCAACUAACACUGAGGGUUCUGAGUCUGGAUGCGAACGCGAGUUUUAUUUGUGCAAUCUGAACUACACCACCGAUGAAACGAGGUUGAAGGAGUACUUGGAGGAGAAGUUUGGUCCUAUUAAAAGCCUAAAAAUUUGCAGGGACUCUUCUGGUAAAUCAAAAGGGUAUGCUUUUAUUGAAUUUGUUAACGACUAUGCUCUUUCUGAGCUCCUUAAAUCCUCUUUAAUUCUUGAUGAUCGUAAACUAUUCCUUUCUAAAACCAAAUCUAGUCAACAUUCUGUCCUUUCAGACAAUUUCAAACAACCAAAGGACAAAUUCUGUAAAAACAAGUACAAGAAGCGCUACAAGGAAUACAAGCACAAGCUAUUUGAAACAUACUCAAAGUUAAAAAAGAAAAUUAAGCUCAACUAA